AUGAUGCCUGUGCUGACGCUGGUGCCGUCCCGGUAUCUGGUUUCGCUGUUAACCCCCUGCCUGAAAUCUCAAGAUAUCUCAGCCCCAGACUACGACGCCCGACGCGCGACAAGAACCGCGCGGCGCCGCCGGCGGCGGAGGAGGAGGAUUCUUCUUCUCCCGCGCUCCGUCGACGCCUUCGGGUCCACCGUCAUCGCCGAGGGCGCGGACGACGCUCGCCAGCUCUACUGGGUGCACGCCUGGACCGUGGGGCCCGAUGGGGUGAUCACCAAGCUCAGAGAGUACUUCAACACCGACCUCACCGUCACCCUCCUCUCCUCCGGCGCCGCCUCCUCCGCCAAGAAAGCUGACAUUGAAGGCGCUCCGCCUAAGCAGCAGGACGCUGCCUCUUCUUCCUCGUCGUCCCCCUCGGCAGCAGCAGCAGGGCCCAAGUGCCUGUGGCAGAGCCGCCGCGCCGACAGCGCACACAAGUCGCUGCCGGGCCUCGUCCUCGCCAUCUGA
Molecule: messenger RNA, 501 nt
Organism: Miscanthus lutarioriparius
Lineage: Eukaryota; Viridiplantae; Streptophyta; Magnoliopsida; Poales; Poaceae
Source: the annotation of a GenBank genome assembly